Molecule: messenger RNA, 360 nt
Organism: Rhizophagus irregularis DAOM 181602=DAOM 197198
Lineage: Eukaryota; Fungi; Glomeromycota; Glomeromycetes; Glomerales; Glomeraceae
Source: RefSeq, a predicted model, not a curated record
AUGUAUGAGGAAGAAGGAGAUGUAAAAAUCAUGUUACGAAGGAAGAAAAUUAUUAAAUUGGACAGGAGUGUAGAGUUUCCUCCGCGUGAUGGUAAAAUAUGUGGUGAACAGGGAGUUUUCAUUAAGAAUUUCGAAGAAUAUAUAUUUGUUCCUGACAAGACUAACAAUAGUGGCUUUGAUAUGACAAUAUUCGAGAAGGAUAACAAAAACAUAAUUAUUGUUGGCAAAGAUUCAUUAGAAAAGGCUUAUACUCCAACACUUGUAACACGUCCCCAAUUCUAUGAUAAUAUGUUACAAGGCCGUGAUAAGAUAUCACAAGAAGUCAUGGAAAGAGUGAAUGAGCGAUACAGGAGUAGUUAA